This is a messenger RNA of Papaver somniferum (opium poppy), 888 nucleotides long. Its product is annotated as ABC transporter E family member 2-like. Gene Ontology annotation, biological process: translational termination; translational initiation; ribosomal subunit export from nucleus. Lineage: Eukaryota; Viridiplantae; Streptophyta; Magnoliopsida; Ranunculales; Papaveraceae. The record is from RefSeq and is a predicted model, not a curated record. Gene Ontology annotation, molecular function: ribosomal small subunit binding; iron ion binding; ATP hydrolysis activity. The transcript has 5 exons. Bases 1 to 888 code for a protein of 295 amino acids.
AUGGGAUUUAGCGGUUCUUAUUCCGUUCUUGCGUUACUCGAACAGAAUAAGAAAAGGCAAAAUAUAGAUAGUUGGCUGAAUAAAUUUGAUUACAGGUUACCAGUUCCAAGGCCUGGACAAGUCCUUGGUUUAGUGGGAACAAAUGGAAUUGGAAAGUCUACUGCGCUUAAAGUGUUGAGUGGGAAAUUGAUGCCUAAUUUGGGUAAAUUUGAUAACCCACCUGGCUGGCCGGACAUAUUGGCAUACUUCAGAGGAAGUGAGCUUCAGAACUACUUCACUCGCAUGCUUAACGAAAAGUUACAGGCAAAAUGCAAGCGCCAAUAUUUGGAUGACAUCCCAAAAAUGAUUAAAGGGAAUGUUGGGCAAGUUCUGGAGCAAAAAGAUGAGAGAAAUGUCAGAGAGGAACUCUGUCGCGAUCUUGAGCUGAACCAGGUUACAGAUCGGAAUGUUGGUGAUUUAUCUGGUGGUGAGCUGCAGAGAUUCUCUAUCGCUGCGACUGCCAUGCAGAGCGCAGAUAUAUAUAUGUUUGACGAGCCAUCCAGUUUUCUUGAUGUGAAGCAGAGGCUUAAAGCUGCUCAAGUUAUCCGAACGUUGCUCAGGCCAAACAGCUAUGUGAUUGUUGUGGAGCAUGACCUUAGUGUUUUGGACUACUUAUCGGACUUCAUUUGCUGCUUAUAUGGGAAACCUGGAGCUUAUGGAGUUGUAACCCUUCCUUUUUCCGUCAGAGAGGGAAUUAAUAUUUUCUUGGAUGGCUUUGUCCCUACUGAGAAUCUACGAUUCCGUGAUGAAUCACUUACUUUUAAGGUAACAUUUCUUUCUUCUGUUAUAUGGUUCUAUGCUCUGAAUAUUCCAUUAUCAUUUAUCUACUGUUUCUUUUCAGGUUGCUGA